AUGACUAAGGGCGAGAAUAGUAUCCCUAUUGAUGACUACUUUCAGGACCGGGGUCCAACUGUCACAUUCAGCAACCUCCUCUACUGUGUUCAAGAAACAAAGUUCUGCCGCAAGAUAGGUCCCGAAAAGAUCAUCCUCCAUGAUGUGAGUGGGAUCAUAAGACCGGGGAUGAAUGCCAUCAUGGGUGCCACAGGAAGCGGUAAAACAUCACUCCUGGAUGUACUCGCAGGGAGGAAAAAUCCAGCUGGACUGCGUCAGGGAAAUGUGUUGGUGAACGGCAAAGUCGUCACGUCUGACCUGAGGCUCAGCUCUGCCUACGUGGUUCAGGAUGAUAUUCUGAUGGGGACUCUGAGCGUGAGAGAGAACCUGCUUUUCAGUGCCAACUUGCGUCUGAACCCUAAGGAUCACUCCACAGCAGAUAAACACCAGCAAGUAAACACCAUCAUAGAAGACUUGGGCCUUACAGACUGUGCUGACACUAAGAUAGGCACGGAGUUUCUGCGUGGUGUAUCAGGAGGGGAGAGGAAGCGGUGCAGCAUUGGGAUGGAGCUCAUCACUUCUCCCUCUCUUCUGUUUCUGGAUGAGCCGACCACUGGCUUGGAUUCUAACACUGCAAACUGCAUCAUCGGUCUACUACACAAGUUGUCCAGAAGAGGCAAGACUGUGAUCUUCUCCAUCCACCAACCCCGAUACUCCAUCUUCAAACAGUUUGACCACCUCACACUGAUGCAUAAAGGGGAGGUGGUGUAUGCAGGAGCAGCAGACCAUGCCCUGGUGUACUUCACAGACCUUGGCUAUCAGAUUGAGCCUUUCAACAAUCCAGCUGACUUCUUCAUGGACAUCACAAAUGGAGAAACAAAAUCAACAGUACGAUGGGACAUGGCAGAGGAUUGCAAAAACCCAUUAGCGAUAAAGUAUCAGCAGACCCAGCUGUACCAGAAUAUGAUGGAGGAGCUGGACCAUGUGAACCAGAGCAUUGUUGACGGGGUCACAGGUGAAGACAAGCCGGCCAACUACGCCACCUCUUUCUUCUAUCAGAUGCGUGUGGUGUGUGGCAGGACAGUGUUGAACACUCUGAGGAACCCUCAGACCUCCUACGCCCAACUGGCUCUCAACAUCUUCUUUGCCAUUCUCGUGGGACUCAUUUAUUACCAAAUGCCCCUGACACUGCCCGAGGCUUUACAGAACAGGAGUGGAGCGUUCUUCUUCCUUAUCAUCAACAUGGUGUUUGGGAAUCUUUCUGCUGUUGAACUCUUUAUAAAUGAAAGGGCAAUCUUCAUUCAUGAGAACUCUAGCGGCUAUUACCGUACCUCUGUCUACUUCCUGUCCAAGAUCUUUGCUGAUCUCAUCCCCAAUCGCUUGAUUCCCAUCAUUGUGUUUUCAGCAAUUGCCUACUACAUGAUGGGGUUGAAGCCUGCGUUUGAGACGUUCCUCUGUUUCGCUCUGACCAUGUCUCUGGUCAGUCUGGCAGGAGUUGGUCUGGCCUUCCUCGUCUCAGCGAGCGUUUCUACAUUUGCGAUGGCAAACAUCCUCAUUGCUUUGCCCUUCGUUUUCAUGAUGGUCUUUGGUGGUUUUCUCGUCAAUCUCAACGCCAUGCUGAGCUGGCUCUCUUGGCUGAAAUGGAUCAGUAUCUUCAAAUAUGGAUUGGAUGCUGUAUACAUUAACGAGCUGAAAGGACAGUUUUUGUAUAACAACAACACAGCCAUCGCAGGGGAAUAUUUCCUGGAACAGCAAGGUAUCGACUACUCCGUGUGGGGCUUCUGGAGGAACGUGGUGGCCUUGCUGGGAAUCAUAUUUGUCUGCAUGUGCCUGGCCUAUGUCCAGCUGCGACGAAUCAACCGCUGGAAAUGAUGCCCAUUUAUGUGUCCAUAAGCAGUCAAGUAUUUUUCUUAGUAAUUUAACAACAACAACAAAAGCAACACUGGAGAGUUGUUUUAUAUAGUUCCACCAGACGGAGCUUUCUUAUACUAUUAUUUAAUUUAUUAUUUCAGAUCAAUUUAUACUGUAAAACAUUACAUUUAAAAUCUUUUACUCACUUAAGCUCUAAAGUAGGGAUGUCAAACUCAUUUUACUUCCCAGGUCACAUGCUGCCCACAUUGAUGUUAAGUGGACCACACUAGUGAAACUCCUCUUUCUGUCAUUGUAAAGACAUCUAACUGUCCAUUUAAGUCCCUUGGAAUAUCAUAGAAGAAAAACAAGUGCAAUUUCAACAGUGUCUCUCAGGUUUUUGCAUGAUAAAGAAAUGUUGUCAGAGUAGAUGGAAGAAACCUGUCAGCACGAAUAAAAAAAAAUGUGUGAAACUAAAGAAAAGUUUGGUUUAGCUCAUUGCUCAGACUCUCCUGUAAUUACAAAACUGAAAGUUUUUGUUAAUUCUCAGAAAAUAUCCUAUUUGUUUAUUUUUUUACAUUAUAAAAAACUGAUAUUUCUAAAGAGACAAUGAAAAACAUUCAUUUUUUCUGUCAUUUAAUUCCAGAAUGUUAUGUUCAUCUGGACUUUGGGUUUUCAGUGGGAGAAACUUUUUGUCAUUUCUUAAGAAGUCACUUGGAUGAGUGAGGAAAUAUUUCUCCCACUGGAAAUAUAACCUCCAGAUAAACAACUUUCUGGGAUUUGCUUACCUUGAUGACUGAGCUUGCAUCAAGACUUUCAUUUAAUUGUUAUAUCUUAUGUAAUGACUUCAGUGUAGUAUGAAUACCCAAGACGUCACAGUUAAAAGUCCAAAAUGUAUGCCCUCCUUCACAUCUUCCUCAACCGUCCUGUGGACUGGACUCGAGUCUUUGCUCAGCCAAUGCUGGCUCUUGGCCUUAUGAUUAAGGGCCCUGCUCUAUAGCAUUAACCAUCACACGUGUUGUAACAUUUGACCCCCAGGUGGAUAAGCUGAUAUACUAAGCGCACUUGGUGUGUGCACGAGGAAAUGUCUGACAACUGCCAAGCCAAGAUCUUAAAUCCGUAGAAAGCUACUUAGCGCUUUCUUAGACAGUGUUGGUUACAAAAACAAAAGUACAAAUGAUUUAUCUUUAAAAAAGUUUUAAAAAUUUCCCUGUUUUUAACGUAUUUAUUUCUCUUUUUUUUAAUGAAUGCAAGUCUUACAAAACGUGAUACUGAUCAAAUGACGGUAAAGGUGCAAACUGCUUAGCUGUGAAAUUUAAAGUGAGGGCACAGAAGACGAAGGAAACGCAUUAAAAAUCAAAGUAAACGCUGACUUUCCCUUUAAUUUCACUUCAUCGGUUACUCUCCUGACAUUGCAUAACUGCGGAUAAAGUGUCAUCUUGUGCGAUGUCUUUAUCGAAGCCAUUAGAGACGAUCCUGUGACGUGCAAAUCCUCCUGAGGCUCGUGCAUCACGCUAUAGGUUACACAUUGCAGCAGCUGUGUUGCUCUGUGCACUGCACCUCAGAGCGCAUGCUCGGGCAGUCAGUGAACAGUUGUGUCUUCUCAUCCUUGCACAUUUGCACCUUGUUAGAAAGCCAUGCGUCAAUGAAAAUAUAUAUUCCACAAAAUAUUUCAGUGGAUCUUAACACCCAAGGCUCAAAAAACAAAAUAAAAAUAAAUAAAUAAAUAUUUCUUUUCUGCAUACAGCCCUUGUAGUUGUAAUCCAAUAGUAUAAAGGGAUAGCCACGACACCAUCAUGCUAAAUGACAUAUCACAUCAUAGUUUUUAUCCUAGAAAUAUGUAUGAGGGAAACUUGACAGUUACCAUGACAACGCACGUUUAAUCCCGGGCGCUCGCUCAUUUCC
Messenger RNA from Pelmatolapia mariae (spotted tilapia), 3732 nucleotides. It is a transcript of the gene abcg2b, whose product is annotated as ATP-binding cassette, sub-family G (WHITE), member 2b. The transcript is spliced from 15 exons. Bases 1 to 1851 code for a protein of 616 amino acids. The record is from RefSeq and is a predicted model, not a curated record. Gene Ontology annotation, molecular function: ATP binding; ATP hydrolysis activity; ABC-type transporter activity. Gene Ontology annotation, cellular component: plasma membrane. Gene Ontology annotation, biological process: transmembrane transport. NCBI's taxonomy places the organism in Eukaryota, Metazoa, Chordata, Actinopteri, Cichliformes, Cichlidae.